This is a messenger RNA of Penicillium egyptiacum, 2538 nucleotides long. NCBI's taxonomy places the organism in Eukaryota, Fungi, Ascomycota, Eurotiomycetes, Eurotiales, Aspergillaceae. The record is from the annotation of a GenBank genome assembly.
AUGCAUUGGGAAUACAGGACUCUCUACUCCAGAACCCCCCGCUCCUUUGUCUUCGCCGUCGUUGCCAAUGUCGGGCCCGGCGGCGCCAGCCGCUCCCUGGCCGUGGCCUACCGGCAGCACCACGAUGAAUACAACAUGAAGUCAUCAUGGCCACGAGUGCACCAUAUAGUGACUGAUACCCUUGCGCUGAUCGAAAUCCUUUCGGAUCCCGCGAACCGCGCGCCGCUGGAGGCGGAGAGGGCGCUCGCAGAGGACUGGUAUCGUCGGUCUCCGGGGGAGCCUCCGAUUCAUGAGCGGCCCAGCGUGCCCGACACCGCGCAGCCACCUUUCAAGCCCUGGUACAGGCGUCGGGAGCCAAUCCAACAACAGCCCCCGCUGCCGUGGCGUGAUGAUGCGCUCAGCCAGUUUCCCUUCACUGCGACGUGCGUUUUGCUGACGUUGUUGCGCGACGAUCGCGAUUGUGAUGCCACCCGCCCCGGCGACGUCCAGUUCCAGCCGCUAUCAACGGUGUUCCGCGCGGACUGCACUGAGUAUGGCCUAGUCGUCCUCGACAUCUCCGACCUCGACAGCGGUGUCAAGUACGGCAUGGUUGCGUUUCCCGUGGACUACAUGGCUGAGGUUCCGUCCCGCCAGAAGUUCUUCAGCUGGGAUCCCGUCGAAGACCCCCAGCCAGAAAAGGAGCCGGAUGUUGUACUUAUGAGCCCGCGGCCUCGAGUGCUGUUGUCGAUUGCUCAGUGGGUAGGGAAGUAUUACAACUGGUCGGGCCUGGAAGACCACCCUAGCAUCCUCCGACUGGACAAGAGGCCGCUGGUUGAUGCGGCAGCCUUGGAUUGUACGCCUUCAGAGAAGGCCAGAUCCACCCCCCGAUCCAUGGUAGGCUACACCAUAGUAGACGAACCGCCGCGAGAUGUGUCCAUGGACCACGCAAAAGAUGAUGGAUCGACCACAAGAGCCUCGAGCGUGACCAUAUCAGAUGAGCCGCCGCAAACUGUCCCAGUGGACAUGGACCGCACCAUUGAUGAUCUGCUGGUUCUCACCCAGGAGCCCGCCUGCCCUCCCCUCGAGAAACAAGCGCUCGCCCACCUUCAAAUGCUGGUCCCGUUCCGCGAGAAGCUGCGGCAGCGACUCGAAGAGGUGCCCGACAGGCUCGGCCCCUCCACGAUCUCCAGCCAUGUUCUGCGCGUGGCAUACACUGAACGCAGUCACCUCAACUGGGUGGCGUUUGGGAACCUGCCGCCUCGUGUGAUUGCGGCCGCCGUUGCAUCGGAUGAUCUUCGGGGUGCGUCUGCGCUCAGCCUCUGCGUCGAUGCGUUCCAGCUGGCGGGAGAUGAGGAAGAGGGAGAGUCAGACCUUGUUAACCUCGCAGCGGCCCUGGCGCAGUCCACGGCCCUUCAACAGCUGUGCUUCUUGCAGCAACCGGACCGGAACCACGACGAUGUCUCGGAUCGUUUCUGCUCGCAGCUGCUACGGCUGUGGGGGAGGACAUCAGGAGAAGACUGGGAGUGGCUCCGGCCGAAAACCAUCCAUUCGACUUCCGCAUUCUUAACCGGUUUACGCAGCCGCAAAUUUUUCACAUCGUCCUCGAUGAUGGGUUUGGGUUCCAGCUUCACCUCCUCGGGCGCCCAGGUCGUUCCCAUGAUCCAUCUGUUCACGUUUGAAGGUCCCCAGCGUGAAGAUGUCCCGGACGCAGCCGCAGACCACCACGUCCAACGUGCUCGUCCCGGGUACAGCGGCUACUACUCUAUAGACAAUACUGGGUUAACCGCCGAGAGCUUCGCCGUCCGAUUCCUGGUAUACCUCCGAUCUUUGGGUCCGGAUUCGGAUCCCGACAAGGCCAUCUUGCGAGUUGCAUAUCAUGGGGCUUUCUCGUCGCUCGCUUCCGUCGACGACGACGACGACGGCAACAACCCCCCGUCGCCGCCCCGGGGACCGCCGCUCCAGUCAUGGCCAGAUCGAUUGGGUGUGAGGCCCAUCCCCGCCGGAUUUUUCGACGACGAGCUCGCCCCCGACGACCCAUCUAGAGUCCGACUCAGGGAUAUCCAACCCGGGAGCUGGGUGGUUCUUGUGGAUCGACGAGACCGCAGUUGCCGAUUCAGCGACGACAACGCCUUCUUACAAUACUAUUUUAUUAGAAUCCGUCGACCCUCUGCCGAGAUUGCGCCCGAGCAGCAAUCUAGCUCGGUCGAGGUGGUCGGCGGGCUGACCGACUUCCUGCGCGAAACCGUGCCAGAGACUGAUAUUGCCACGUGGGAGAAACGGGUCGAGGAGGUAGAGAAGGAUUUGGUUUCAGCUUUAACUAGGCCGAGCCCAACCAGCACCCCGUCAUCGAUUGAUCUUGCGACGGCGGAGGAACGGGCGAACGAGUCGUUCAGGCGUUUGGCCUCAGCUUCAACUGGGAUGAGCGCACCCAGCACCCCGCCAGAUAUUGAUAUUUCCACUGGGGAGGAACCGGUCGUCCAGGUAGAGAGGAAACGCUGCAUGGAUGUCCGCGUCAUGGCUGAGAGCUGGGCACACACUUUUCUGGACCAGGUACUGUGA